CUUAUCAUCAAAAUGUUAUUUAGAACUCGAUUAAAAAUCAGGCAUCUAUUCUAAAAUAUUAAAUCCUUCAAGUUCUAACCUGUCUCUAACCAUUGAUAACAUUUUUCCCAAGUCCUACUUUGGAACAGUUUUUGACACCAUCCACCAUGAUGCACCUAUGGUUCUCACAUGACAGUUGGAGAUUAGGUCUUUAGUGCAGGUCUGUUCUUGCCUGUGGUAAGUGGGUAUCCAUGGGGAGGGAGAUGAGAUUAUCCUGGGGGGGGAGGCUCCUGCAAGAUUGAGCACUCUCACCCCUACUUAACAGGAUAGCUGUUUGGUUUGAAGGCUAUUAUCAUCAGUAGCAAUAUUUCUACCUCUACGGUUUCCAGAUAGACUGUAGAAGGCUUCAUCUGGUGUCUUGAGGUCUCGGUGGGAUGAAAUAGGCUGAAGGUAAAUAUUAACCAGAUGCACAUUUUGUUUAGAGACCAUCUGUGUGCUCCAGUCUUAACUUUGGGUGAGAAGUCCACUGUCAGCAAGUCCUCCGACUGGGAAUCCUGCUGGAUGCAUGGUGGAGGCCAUGGCUGGAGUCCUUUGCCCCUCUAACUGGUGCAGCAGUUGCACCUUUAUAUGGAGCCGGACCAGGGCCUUAUGAUCAGAUCACCGCCAUGUGCUUUACAUGGAGAUGCCCCUGAAGAUUACACAGAAACUUGACGAAUGCUGCUUCACGUGGACGGGGAGAAGCUGCUUCAGACACCCAAACUGUGAGUGCUUCCUUGACUGCCGAUAUGUGAAAGCUCUGUUGCAGUUUGUAACUAUUUAGGUGACAGCAACAAGAACAAAAAGACAUUUCUUCAAAAUCGAAACUGAUCAGAAUAAGCUGAGGAGCACAGUGUCUCAAGAAUGUCUCUGGACAUUGAAUAUGAAAAAUAAGACAACCGCUAGACUUAAACUUGAAUAAACUGCAUCCUUCAGCCUUUACCAGUUUUGUAUUCCCAGACGCAGAGCCACACUGAAGAACAGAAAAUGCCUAAACGGAAAUGUGUCUUUACUGAAAAACUGAAGCAGAAAUAUCCUCAUUUUCGUAAAGGUAGAGACGACUAUGAAGCAGAGUGCUUGGUUUGCAAAGCUGGCACAUUUGUGUCCGUGGCACAUAAAGGUGCCAGUGAUCUGGAGUAUCACAUGUCCUCUGAAAAGCACAAAAAAGCCCUUGGAGGAGACAGUUGGUCUGCAAAGCUGACUGAAUUUUUGGUGACUCCGGGCACGAAAGCAGAGGAUGCGCUUGCUGCAGCGGACAGCACUCUAUCCUUGCACACUAUCCCAAACUGCAACAGCUACAAAACAACAGGGCGUACAUCUGAGUUGUUGAGAAAAAUAUUCCCUGAUGCAGAGACAGCACAAAAGUUUUCCCACACCCGGACCAGGACAGAAGCUCUUGAGAACUCGGUGCUUGCCCAGCAUGCAGUCAGCCUUGACCUGAAGGCCCUGGAAGACAGCGGCAUCCCUUUCUGUGGGGUGGCUAUAGACGACAGCAAUCACCGGGCCGUGAAAAUGGUCCCGGUGCUCAUCCAAUAUUACGACUACAGGAACGGCGGCUUGAAGACCAAACUGCUGGAACUUCAGGAAACGCCCACCGAGACGGCCGACGCCAUUUCGGACUACCUCGUCAAAACUCUUAAGAAACACGGAUUGCUCCAGAAAUGCGUGGCCUUUGCAGGGGACAACUGCAACACCAUGUUUGGUGAACUUCGGCAAGACGAGGAGGCGAGGACUGUGUUCGCCAGGUUGAGGAGAGCCCUCCAGAGAGAGACUUUGAUUGGGGUGUACUGCCCGGCCCACGUUUUGCACAACUGCAUCCACCACGGAGCAGACGCCCUGGAGGUGGACAUAGAGAACAUCGUUCUGAAGAUCUACCAGUACUUCCACAUAUACGCAGUGCGGACCGAGUCCCUGCAAGAGUACUGUGAGUUUGUGGAGGUGGAGUACAAACGGCUGCUCUCCCACAGCAAGACCCGGUGGCUGUCCUUGUUCCCGGGCAUCACAAAGCUGCUCCAGAUGCACUCGGCCUUGAAGUCCUUCUUCUUGGGCCAGAGCAACCCGCCCACCGUGCUCAGGAGCUUCUUUGAGCACGAGUUCAGCGAGCUCUACCUUUGGCACAUGCACUCGCUGAUGAACGCCUUCCACUUACACAUCGAAGAGAUGGAACGGGAAAACAACUCCAUCGUGGAAGUGAUGAGGACGCUGGACUCCGUGCACACCAUCCUGCUUGACCGAAGAGCUCAAAACUUCAUGUCCCUGACGGUGAAGGGGAUGCUUGCGGACAAGCGCAAGGAGGGGCUGGAGGCAGAAUGCGACGCCUUCUCCGAUGCGGUGCAUCGCCUCUACAGCAACUGCAUAGACUACCUGGAGAUGUGGAUGGCGUCUCUGCAGGAGUUCUCCUGCUUCGCCUGGAUGGCCCUAAGCGAGACACCAAGCUGGGGUGACGUGGAAGCAUGUAUAACCUAUUUAAUUGAAAAGGGUGUAGAGGUUGAUGAUAUCAAGUGCUUUGAUCAGUUCAACAAUUUGAAAAAAUUUGUGGAAGCUUCCAGCGAUGAAGAAGAGUUCCAGCAUCUGCUUUCACAUCAGAAGUGGACCAAAUACUUCCUGAAGGCUAAAGCCAUUGAAUGCUAUUCAGAAUUGUUAAAAAUUGCACAGUUCUUCUUCGCAAUUCCCUCCCACAGUGUAAAUAUGGAAUGGAGCGCUUCUUUUCGUUGAUACAAAGCCAGGAGGUCAAGGAAAGGACCUGCUUGAAAGGCCUACCAUUUGAUUUUAAAAAUAACUGUUGGAAACAUUUUUGUGCAUGCUUUGCUCUAAAGAGACACGUACAUGCACACCACAGAAAAAGACUAUUUGUCUUUUGGGGUGUACCAUCUGCACACAGUAGAUCUUUAGGGUAUCAUCUAUACUUAGAAGUACCAGUUACAGUUGUUCUGUUUUGGUCUUUAACCUCAUUACUGACUCAGAAAUCUUUUCAUUGAAUCAGGUUUGGGACUGAUAGCAAAAUGGAAGGGAAAAACAUUUUUUCAAAUUAUUUUUACUUUUGAAGGCAGUUUGCUAUGUCAUGAAGUUGGCACGCUCACAGACUAGCACAGAACAAGAUGUUCUGCAACCUGUGAUCUUCUGCCUGCUGUAAAGGUUUAAUAAGAUCUGAAAAAAUAUCAGUCUUUCGUGAGAUGAGAUUUCAGUCCAUUUCCAAGCUAGAGCUUUUAACUCCUUAACAGCUGCACUGAUGCAUAAAAACCCUUUAGGUUAUUUUACCAGUGAGUGCUUCCUUGAAAAACAGUUUGAAGGGGCUUUAGGGCAAGAAAACCCCAUUUCCCCCCCCCCUCUUUUUGCCUCUGGAGAAAUAUAGCAAAGGCAACAGCCACAUCUGGCUUAGAAAGUCAAUUUCUGGUUUAUGAGCUAAAUAAUUGGCCAAAAGUUAUAGAAUGCCUCUCAUUCAAAGAACAUCUGAGCAACUAAGCCGAGCAAGACAAAAUAGAGGAUACGGGUGAACCACCAACGCUCUGAAUCUCUUUAGAAACCCAUCAAACCCAGAGAGAAGAUUCCCAGUGCCGUAUGAUGGACCUUGUGUGAGUAUCAGUAGGGAACAUUAUUAAUGAAGAAUCCCUUUAAUAAAAUGACAAGGUACUCAACCACAAUAUCAGGCCUGGGCUCAAGCAUUCUGCAGUGCAGGACUGAUUUUACUGGCUGAAGACUAGGAGAGGUCAUUUAAUCACUAGUCAAAUCCUCAAAAUGAAUCAGAAGAAGUUGCAACAAGUGCAACUUUCCAAAA
Messenger RNA from Crotalus tigris (Tiger rattlesnake), 3790 nucleotides. RefSeq lists its product as uncharacterized. The transcript is spliced from 3 exons. Bases 1003 to 2730 code for a protein of 575 amino acids. The record is from RefSeq and is a predicted model, not a curated record. NCBI's taxonomy places the organism in Eukaryota, Metazoa, Chordata, Lepidosauria, Squamata, Viperidae.